Messenger RNA from Phalaenopsis equestris, 800 nucleotides. Its product is annotated as tRNA (guanine(10)-N2)-methyltransferase homolog. The transcript has a single exon. The annotation marks the transcript as partial. The record is from RefSeq and is a predicted model, not a curated record. Gene Ontology annotation, biological process: methylation. NCBI's taxonomy places the organism in Eukaryota, Viridiplantae, Streptophyta, Magnoliopsida, Asparagales, Orchidaceae. Gene Ontology annotation, molecular function: nucleic acid binding. Gene Ontology annotation, cellular component: cytoplasm.
AUCUGCUACCACUCAAUUCUCAUGGAUUUAUACCAUUUAUACAGCAUAAUUUCCUUGCAUCAUUUUCAUAUACUCACCAUCACAAUUUUUCCUCCAACAAGAUAUUCGACGCCAUCAUCUGUGAUCCCCCAUAUGGCGUUCGUGCCGGAGGACGCAAAUCCGGCGGCCGAAAGUUACUCAAAGGUGUCGUCAACCCAUACACGGUUCCCGAAGAGAAACGCUUCGACCACAUUCCGUCAACCGCGGCUUACAGCUUAGCGGAAUGCGUGCACGAUCUGCUUGAACUCGCUGCACGAAUGCUCGUCAUGGGAGGCAGGCUCGUCUUCUUCUUCCCUGUGCUCAGGGAAGAUACCGUCGCCGUCGCCCGGUUUCCGGAACAUCCAUGCUUCACAUUGAUAGCUUCCUGCGAGCAGAUUCUUAGCUUGCGCUACAGCCGCUAUUUACUCACAAUGGUGAAGAUCAGCCAUUACACUGAAGAGAUUUCGGAAUUAGCUAGAAAGAAGCAUUUGGAGUUCAGGGAGAAUCACCUCAAGUGGAUGGUAGAAGGUAAUCUUCAUUCUGCAGUGUUCAGAUCUUCUGAUUCUCAGGCUGCAGAAUUUAAGCUUGAUAGGGAUAGCAAGCCAAAAUACAGAGGGAAGUAUGUGUAAUGAGGGAUUUGAGUUCAUAUUAUUUUGGUUUAUUUUAUUUCAAUUUUUGUAUGGAUUAGAUACUGAGCUUGUUGUAGUCAUAGAUGUUCAUUAGAUUUAUGGAUUAUAGUUGUUUGGAGUUAUUUUUUCCUGCUUGAAUGAUUGUUCUAUUUG